GACCUCCCCGCCCUCUUAAAGGGGCCGCGCCUCUUUUUCGGUGCGCAGCGGUUGAUUCCGCACAAGUAGAGGGCGGCGGCCAACCUGCGCGUCGGGGUCCCGCCCCACGACUGCAGAGGAAGGGAUGCGGGGAAAGUCCCCACCUAGCUCUUGGCACGCGGCACCGUGGGGCUCUUGGCCGGGACAGCUGAUGUUCAGUCCGGACGUGCUGGGUGCGGCCUCCGACGUGCCGCCUCUGAGAUUGUCCUUUCAUAGUGACCUUUGCUGACUGCUGUUCCCACCUGCUGCCUAAACAUGCUUUUGCCUGGGUUCAGCCCUGCCCUCUGCCCAAUGUCAUCGAGACACCCUGGUCACAGCUGGCCCCUUACCUGCGCCGCGAGCCAUCACUCACAAAAAAACGUGUUUCAGAAAGCAGGUUCUUGCCUGUGCUGAACGUGCCGGGAGAUAUUGCUGUGUGUUGCUUUAGAUCUUCCUACAGCGCAAGCAAGAAGGAGUCUGGAUUUCAAUGAUAGAAAAGUGGACAGUACACAUCUAAAAUGCAGGCUGUCUGUGACCUUCCUUGGCCUCCCUUGCCUGCUCUGCUUGGAUCAUGAGGGUGUUGGAGGAGAAUCUCUUCUGGGUGCUGCUCCCAGUCCUUCACCUGCUAGUGAGUGCUGCGGAGCAUGAGGAGGUGGCAAAGCAUGUGAUCAAGUUGCACCGUGGGAAGGGAGCCACCGCUGCCCACAGGAAGCAGUGGGUGCUGGACAGCUGCCGGAAGCUCACUGGGCUCCUGCGGCAGAAGAAUGUGGUUCUGAACAAACUGAAAAAUGCAAUCCGAGCAGUGGAAAGAGACGCUGGUCUGUCGGACGAGGAAAAGCUGUUCCAGGUGCACAUGUUCGAAAUCUUCCAGAAAGAGCUGAAUGAAAGUGAAAACUCAGUGUUCCAGGCCAUCUAUGGGCUGCAGAGAGCCCUUCAGGGGGAUUACAAGGAUGUCGUGAACAUGAAGGAGAGCAGCAAGCAGCGGCUGGAGGCCCUGCGGGAGGCCGCCAUCAAGGAAGAGACUGAAUAUGUGGAACUUCUUGCUGCAGAGAAACACCAAGUGGAAGCCCUUAAAAAUAUGCAGCAUCAAAAUAAGAGUCUGUCUAUGCUAGAUGAGAUUCUUGAAGAUGUGAGGAAGGCUGCUGAUAGGCUGGAGGAGGAGAUAGAAGAGCAUGCUUUUGAUGACAACAAAUCAGUCAAAGGUGUCAACUUCGAGGCAGUUCUGCGGGUGGAGGAGGAGGCGGCCAGUUCAAAGCAGAACAUCACAAAGCGGGAGGCUGAAGAUGGUCUGGGCCUCAGCAUGCUGAUCGACUCACAGAACAACCAGUACAUCCUGACCAAGCCCCGAGAUGCCACUAUCCCGCGUGCAGACCCCCACUUCAUCAAGGACAUUGUCACCAUAGGAAUGCUGUCCCUGCCUUGUGGCUGGCUGUGCACAGCAAUAGGACUGCCCACCAUGUUCGGGUACAUCAUCUGUGGUGUGCUCCUGGGGCCGUCGGGACUGAACAGCAUCAAGUCUAUUGUACAGGUGGAGACAUUAGGAGAAUUUGGAGUCUUCUUUACUCUUUUUCUUGUUGGCUUAGAGUUUUCCCCAGAAAAACUGCGAAAGGUGUGGAAAAUAUCCUUGCAAGGACCGUGUUACAUGACAGUCCUCAUGAUUGCCUUUGGCCUGUUGUGGGGACACCUUCUACGAAUCAGACCCACCCAGAGUGUCUUCAUUUCGACUUGUUUGUCCUUAUCGAGCACACCCCUGGUGUCCAGGUUCCUUAUGGGCAGUGCCCGGGGAGAUAAAGAAGGUGACCUGGACUAUAGCGCCGUGCUACUGGGCAUGCUGGUGACACAGGAUGUGCAGCUGGGGCUGUUCAUCGCGGUCAUGCCGACGCUCAUACAAGCAGGGGCCAGCUUGUCUUCCAGCAUUAUCAUGGAAGUUCUGCAAAUUUUGCUCCUGAUUGGUCAGAUUCUUUUUUCACUAGCUGCUGUUUUCCUUUUAUGUCUUGUUAUAAAGACUUACCUCAUAGGACCAUAUUAUCGAAAGCUGCAUUUGGAAAGCAAAGGGAACAAAGAAAUCCUUAUCUUGGGAAUAUCUGCUUUCAUCUUUUUAAUGUUGACGGUCACAGAGCUGUUGGAUGUCUCCAUGGAGCUGGGCUGCUUUCUGGCUGGAGCGCUGGUCUCCUCUCAAGGCCACAUGGUCACCGAGGAGAUCACGGCCUACAUCGAGCCCAUCCGGGACUUCCUGGCCAUCAUCUUCUUUGCAUCUAUAGGGCUGCACGUGUUCCCUACCUUCGUGAUCUACGAGCUCACUGUGCUGGUGACCCUCACACUGGCAGUGGUGGUCAUGAAGUUUGUCUUGGCAGUGCUCGUCUUGUCUCUCAUCCUGCCCAAGAGCAGCCAGUACAUCAAGUGGAUUGUCUCCGCCGGGCUGGCCCAGGUCAGCGAGUUCUCCUUCGUUCUGGGGAGCCGGGCACGGAGAGCGGGCAUCAUCUCUCGGGAGGUCUACCUCCUCAUUCUGAGUGUGACCACCCUUAGUCUCCUGCUUGCCCCAGUGCUAUGGAGAGCUGCAAUAACAAAAUGUAUGCCGAGACCAGAGCGCCGGCCCAGUCUCUGACAGCGCAGAGGGUGGUGACUCUUGGGAGGAAGCCCUCUGCAAGUGUCUUGUCAUCACAAUCCUGUGAGCCUCGCACAUGGAGACAGAGUGACACUAGCAAGGAGGCGAUGUCAUAUUGUUUGCCAGCUUUUACAGAAUAUUUCUCUUGUUUUAGAAUUUUCCAGAGUAAUUUAUUUGCAGUCAGUUGAUUAUGCACGGUAGAGUCGUAAUACUGCAUUUUAUGAAUCGCCCGGACUGUUUGCCUGUAUGUGCCUUUUUUUCUGAAAUUAUUUUUAAUUCUUUAUUGUUAAUUCAUCAGUUCAUGAUUUUUGGUAAAGAAAAGUUAGCUUUUUUAAUUUAUUGUUCAACUUUAGAAUUAAAGUCUGUAGAUCAAAUGUUUGUUAGUAAACAUAUCUAUGAUAUGAGAUUUUAAUUCUGGCAAUGAGUUUGGAAGUUUACCUUAGAUACUUAAAGUAUGUUUUCUAGUUGAGAUGAAUAUCUUAUAGAUAUCUAUUUGCCUCAUAACUAUUUUAAAGAAAUUCUUAUGUUAAUUUGGAGUAUAUCACUCAUAAAAUAUUUGAUUUUGAAUCAUAAGGGUAUGGUCAUUAUUUAAU
Messenger RNA from Fukomys damarensis (Damara mole-rat), 3216 nucleotides. RefSeq names its product transmembrane and coiled-coil domains 3 (gene Slc9d1). Gene Ontology annotation, cellular component: membrane. Gene Ontology annotation, biological process: proton transmembrane transport; potassium ion transmembrane transport. Gene Ontology annotation, molecular function: potassium:proton antiporter activity. The transcript is spliced from 14 exons. The record is from RefSeq and is a predicted model, not a curated record. NCBI's taxonomy places the organism in Eukaryota, Metazoa, Chordata, Mammalia, Rodentia, Bathyergidae. Bases 590 to 2623 code for a protein of 677 amino acids.